This is a messenger RNA of Sorex araneus (European shrew), 2212 nucleotides long. RefSeq names its product A-kinase anchor inhibitor 1 (gene AKAIN1). The record is from RefSeq and is a predicted model, not a curated record. The coding region runs from base 248 to 457 and encodes 69 amino acids. The transcript has 2 exons. NCBI's taxonomy places the organism in Eukaryota, Metazoa, Chordata, Mammalia, Eulipotyphla, Soricidae.
UUCCCCGCGUCCUUCCUCCCGAGGCAGCGGUCAGAGUGCGCUGCUCCCGGGGCAGGCUCGCGGCGUCUCCUCCUCCCGCGGCGCGUGGUGGAGGCCGAGCGCGCGGCCGCGGCCGAGCCGGGAGCUGUCCGCGGUGCUGAGCGCCUCGCCGGCGGCCCGCGCGGACGCCCCCGACACCGGCCUUCCUCCGCCCCGCGCGCGUCCGCCCGCGUCGCUGCAUCUCGGGGCGCUGCGGCCGGACGAGAUCAUGGUCUUCGCUCCAGGUGAGAAGCCUGGAAAUGAGCCUGAAGAGGUGAAGCUGCAGAAUGCCAGCAGGCAGAUUGUCCAGAAAGCCAUCCUGCAAGCUGUGCAGCAGGUCUCCCGGGAGAGCGGGCAGGGGAGAGAGCCAGCCAGUGACCACAGGGGCAGCUUCCAGCGGGGAGUGGGGGCACUGACCAAGAAGCAUGAAAAGAAAUAACACUGUGGACUUGGCUCCCGUCACGCUUAGUUUCUGGCCCUUCUCUUAGCAUAGGAUGCAUCACCAAAAUGUGGCCAGCAAAGCAAACCAAAGUGUCAUUGGCACCUAGAAGUAGAAUGCGUUUGCCCUAGCCCUUGGCUGAGCACUGUUUGAAAAAGUGUGUUCAGUGAUUUUGUUUCUAUCAACACAGUGCCUCUGAGAUAGAGUGGGGCCAGACAAGACAUCUUACUUGCAAAAGUAGUUCUACAGUGCAAUUUAUUUUUAAAGUUUUUUAAAAUAUAAAAACCAUUAUCUUGUUUAUUUACUUUUGCCUUUUAUGCAUUAUUUUUUUCUGAAAAUUUAACCAGCAGUCUUCUCUGUGUGUGUGUGUGUGGAGAAAUACAGAAUGCAAUAUAUGUUCUUUAUAAUAAUUUGAGAGGACAUGCUGGAAAGGUGAAGUUUCUAUCACCUUCAAAUUUGGGAUUAAGGCUUUUAUAAAGUGGACUCAGGUCAAAAGUCAAAUAAGGGAAGGGCAUUUAGUUUUUCAAGAACCCAAUCUUUUAAUUUUUUCAGUUUGAUGGUGUUGACUCAGUGCAGAAAUUCUUUGGAAAUAUGACAUUCUUUUUUCAAGCUCAAUAUUAAAUGAAAUAAGUACACCUAUAUACAUGAGUUGCAAAUGACUUAGUUCUUCAGUAGCCCAUGAAGAGAAGCUAGAAUUAUAGAUUCCAUUCUCAAGAUAUACGAUGCUCUGUGUGUGUGUGUGUGUGUGUGUGUGUGUGUGUGUGUGUGUGGUGCAACAUCCUUGGAAGGAGAGCUGGGUCUUAUAAAUCUGGUGUUGCACUCUAUGAAUUUGAACCAGUACAUUCCCCACAGCAAUUUUUCCCAUUCAUUUGCUUUUUUGAGAUUAUGAAAGCCAUUUGUAGAAAGCUUGAAAAGCACUUACAGAGGGAAAAGCCAUAUUUUUCAACUCUGAUGCACAAAAACACAGUGGAAACAACAGUGGGGUGCUGUGAAUGCACAGAUGAGUGUUUGUGAAUAAAGCCAUCUCUACUGCAGCUGUAGACUUCUCUUCUGCGCCACUCCUGUGUGGGUAAUUCACAUAUUUCUGGAGACCUUAGAGUCCCAUUUCCUGGGCUUUACAACAGUUAUUGAGUUGGUGCUAUUGAAGACAGAUAAAGAAUCUUACAUUUGUUAAAAAACUUUUGACUUCAGAAUAUUAAUGUCUACGUUCAGUAAUUUUUUUAAAAAGCAAACUGUCAGCAGACAACAUGAACUGAUAUUAUUGUAUACUUCUAUGUUUCUAUUGCUUUUUCAGAAUGGAUGUAACUGAUAAGAGAUGAAUAAAAGCAAUUUCAUAUCAGCUCCAUUAGACUAUCUUGUACAAUGCAGAGAUGAAAUAAAUUUAUAUGGAGAAUGGCUAUAGGUGUGAAAGAGGGGGAUAAAAUUUGAGUAAACAUUAGUCAUAAUUUUUUAGGAGAACUCAUGGCAGUGAGGAAUGAGUUUAAGUUGACUUCUAGUCAUAUUAUGUACUGUAAAGCAUGGGGCUUGAAAGGAAAAUUAUAUAGGAAAUAUCUAAAUAAAAAGUAAACUCAGUGCUUAUAAAUUUCAAGUGAUCUGACUCAUGUCUUACCAAUAUGGAUACUACCAGCCUUGUAUCUUGCUGUCAUGUGGCAGAAACCUAUAAAUGUGCUACCUUUCUUUUCUGGUGUAUCUGCUAAUACACUAGGUUUCUUUGGGAACAUCUGAUUAACCUCUUUAUGCAAAUGUCAUUUUAUG